Molecule: messenger RNA, 258 nt
Organism: Penicillium robsamsonii
Lineage: Eukaryota; Fungi; Ascomycota; Eurotiomycetes; Eurotiales; Aspergillaceae
Exons: 1
Coding region: 1-258 (85 amino acids)
Source: RefSeq, a predicted model, not a curated record
AUGGAGUCUUCAGCCCACGCCGUUGCCGCCGAAGCUUUUAACACCAUCUUUUCUGCCUGGGCUAGAAGAGUGGUCGACCCCCUUCUCUCCCCCCCAAGUACGAGAACUGUCCGUGGGCAGACCCGAACCAAGAAAGCCGACAUCUCUUGGAGCCCAAGAGAGAUGCCAAAUGGCCGAUCGCAUAAGUGGCCAACUUUCGUUGGCGAGGUUGCGUGGUCGGAGUGUCGCACCAAGCUCCAAGAAGAUAUCAAGUUCUAG